Messenger RNA from Nannospalax galili (Upper Galilee mountains blind mole rat), 1494 nucleotides. RefSeq names its product plasmolipin (gene Pllp). The transcript has 4 exons. The coding region runs from base 72 to 620 and encodes 182 amino acids. Gene Ontology annotation, biological process: myelination. Lineage: Eukaryota; Metazoa; Chordata; Mammalia; Rodentia; Spalacidae. Gene Ontology annotation, cellular component: membrane. Gene Ontology annotation, molecular function: structural constituent of myelin sheath. The record is from RefSeq and is a predicted model, not a curated record.
UCCUCUUCGGGAGCCGCAGCCUGCCAGCAGCGGGGAGCUGGGCCCGAGCGUGGUGGGCGCCGCAAGCCGCCAUGGCCGAGUUCCCGUCGAAAGUGAGCACACGGACCAGCAGUCCCGCGCAGGGCGUGGGCGCCUCGGUGUCCGCGCUGCGCCCGGACCUGGGCUUUGUGCGCUCCGGCCUCGGGGCGCUAGCGAUGCUGCAGCUGGUGCUGGGACUACUAGUGUGGGCCCUGAUUGCUGACACUCCGUACCACCUAUACCCUGCCUACGGCUGGGUGAUGUUCGUCGCCGUCUUCCUCUGGCUGGUGACAAUCGUCGUCUUCAUCAUCUACUUGUUUCAGCUACACAUGAAGUUGUACAUGGUUCCCUGGCCGCUGGUGUUAAUGAUCUUCAACAUCGCUGCCACCGUUCUCUACAUCACUGCCUUUAUCGCCUGCGCUGCGGCAGUUGAUUUGACAUCCCUGAAGGGCUCCCGGCCUUAUAAUCAGCGAGCAGCUGCCUCUUUUUUUGCUUGUCUGGUGAUGAUUGCCUACGGAGUGAGCGCUUUCUUCAGCUUCCAGGCCUGGCGAGGAGUGGGCAGCAAUGCGGCCACAAGUCAGAUGGCUGGGGGCUAUGCUUAAGCCAGCUGUGCGGCAGCCAAAGCUGUGGCUGCGUCAUAGCACAGGGCCACCUGCAAGCUCACUGGACUCAAGCUCUCUAGCACUCCUGAGGGACAGGCCCAGGCUGGCAUGCCUAGAGCUGCCAAGCACCAGAGGACAGCUUCCCCAUCCCCCUUAUUCAGCAGAAGGUGACGGGGGAUGUGGGCUUUUGCUGGCUCUGUCUUGUCAUCAAAGGACUUCAGUGUCCCAGGCUGGGCCACCCUUCUCACCAGCACUAAAUGCACUAACAGACUCCAGACCUGCAGCCUCUGACCCACCACAGUAUAAAUCUAACAAGCAACAGGGAUUAUUUUUGUUCCAGGAGAGUUGAACAAGUCCACAGGCUGUUUGGAUCCCGCCCUCCCCUUCCCUAAGCCGAUGCAUCACCUGUAGGGAGACAUUUAUAGAGUUAAAAUAUAGAGUUAGGAGCUCAGACACUGGGCAAUCUCAGUUGAUUUUAAGCAGCUUCCCAUUGGUGGCAGCCUCUCCAGGUCGCCUCCCUCACCCAGGCCCUGUGGUACUCUCCCUUUGGGAAAAGCCAGCAUUAGUGCAGGCUGCUCCCCCAGGCCUCUGAUUAGACACUAGGGACUUUGUGGAGGGAGAGAGGGAGGGAGGGAAGCAGGCCCUGCCUGGGGAGUUGUCAUGGGAUUGGUAGUGACUUUGUUUUGGGAUUUUUUUUUUCUCUUUUUUUACGAUUUAAAUAAAGUGGAAGAACUUAUUUGGAAAAGUAUUAUCCUCGUGGUCUUAGAUGUUUAUAAAUUCUAUUUCUAGACACUUUUUGGUUAUUUCAGAAAAACUGGGGGGCUGGAGAUGGCUCAGUAGUUAACAGCACUGGCUGCUCUUGCAAAGGACAUGG